Mytilus californianus (California mussel) is the source of this 3332-nucleotide messenger RNA. Its product is annotated as UNC5C-like protein. The coding region runs from base 160 to 1944 and encodes 594 amino acids. Gene Ontology annotation, biological process: netrin-activated signaling pathway. The transcript is spliced from 5 exons. NCBI's taxonomy places the organism in Eukaryota, Metazoa, Mollusca, Bivalvia, Mytilida, Mytilidae. Gene Ontology annotation, cellular component: membrane. Gene Ontology annotation, molecular function: netrin receptor activity; protein binding. The record is from RefSeq and is a predicted model, not a curated record.
AAGUCAUAGCUUCCUGGUUAGGCACGCGGGAAUCUGUUAAAUACCUUCCAAAAUAAACACUUCCUCAUCUCUUACACCUACGAUGAUGAAAAAUCAAAAUGAGUGACGUGGAAGAUAACAAGUAUAGUGUACUUUAGAUGUUUAAAGACAGAGAAGAAGAUGUCCCCUGAACUCGUGUCUGCUAUUGUGAUUGCGGUUCUAGCGGUUCUGCUAUGUAUAGGUGUUAUUAUUUUUCUGAUAUUUCUCUGCUCUAAGAUUUAUCAGAACCAUCAAAGGUUAAAUGAUCUUGAAGAACAAGUAGAAAAAUUAAAACAAUCACAAGGUAAUACCACACAAGAUGCAUUAACUAUUGAGAAUGAAUCUAAAUUGAGACAUAAGGAGCAGGAACACGACAGUGCAAUAGAAAUCCGAGGUGGUUCUGUUGACAGUUCAGACAAUGCUCAGGCUACUAGCGGCCAUUCAAGUUUUUCUAGUUUCACAGGCCCACGGUAUACAAUCAAAAUAAGGAAAGAAACUGCAAAAUUUGUUCGGAAAGAAAUCACAAAUGUAUAUGGCAAUGUUCUUCCUGAUUCGCAAGUUGUUGCAAUUGCUCAGCGUUAUUACCAAGAGAAAACAAACUCGUCAGACCUUGUUGGAAUUGAUGAUAUGGAUAUUACUAAUCAGAAAGAACAGAAAGAAAUUAUAAAUACUAGACAGAGUGCUAUAUUUGAAGGCCGGCCUACUUCAAUGAUGAUAGAUCUUGAUGACCUUCCAGAUAGCAAUAAGUUAAAUGAGCAGGGAGUGUUUGUGCAUAAGAUGGUGAAUAAAUCUGGUGGUGAUCUUCAACUUCUGGGAAUUAAACUCGAAAUUCCUGAUGGAGCAUUGAAAAAUAAUACUCAAAUUACUCUAGGUAUUACAUGGGAUAUUUCUGUGUACCCUAAACUCACAAAAUCACAAUCCUUGCUGAGCCCUGUUGUUGUCUGUCAGCCAUCAGUAAAAUUUGCUAAGCCAGUACGUUUAUCUUUUCCUCAUUGUGCUAUUAACCAUGAGUUGCAUUGGAAGUUAACAGUUCUUUGUAAUGAAAGUAAUCUGCAUGACAAUGACAGUGCAUGGAAUGAAAUACAACAAAAUGGCGUCCAUAAAAUUGAAAUUACGGAGCAUCACGUGGUUCUUUUUCUAAAACAUUUUACUUUGUACACACUUGCUGGAGAGAGCGUCGAAGGCAAAACUGCAGUCAAGGCAGUAAAAUUGCUAGCAUUUACAUCUCGUUUUCAAAUGGACCAAAUGUUUACAGUUAGAAUCUAUUGCAUCAAUAAUUAUAUUGACGAGUCUUCUCCUGAAAUGAUGAAUAUAAUCAAAGCUACAAAAGAUAUGAAAGAAGCCGAUGCACCACAACCCUUGUUCUUACAUGACAAUGGUGAAGAUGUCGUUGUCGAACUGGCAAAACUGUCCAACGGCUGGGAAAAUGACGGACUUACCCGUCAGACAAUAGAUUUUGAGAGUAUUUGGCACUGUUUAGCUCCAAACUGCAAAUAUCUGUUUCAUCCAAAAGAAAUGUCAGCUUCGAAAAUAGUGUGUGAUUUUACUUAUUAUCAGCCUAAUAAUCAAGGACCUCCACCAAAGAAAAGAACGUUAAAAAUAGCCGAUCAAUACACCGAUCGAUCAUCCUUAGCCCUGAAAAGAAAUCUAACUAAGGAUAGAAAACAGAUGAAAAGCUUGAUUUUAAAACUAGAUCCCAAAUCAGAUAAGGAUUAUACAAUGUUAGCAGAGAAAAUUGGCUAUCAACCGGAGGAAAUAAGAUGGCUAGAAGAACAAAAAGGUCACAAGAGUCCUACUGAAAUAUUGCUGCAAAAGUGGAUAGACGAUGGGCAUCAACUGAUAGACUUGGAACAUUAUUUGUCAGAGAUGGAACGAGAAGAUUGUGUUUCUGUUCUAUCAGGUGAUGGAGCACAACAUAAACAAUAAAUUACAAAAAAACAACGUUGUUUUGGGCUUUAAACCAAUGUUUCCAAUUCAUUGAUUUAGCGGUAGGUAUUUCCCAUUAUGGGUUACCAAGAUUCUUCCUCUUACGGGACAUAUCAUUGGCUACGCUUGGUGAUAAAAUUCAAUGACUCGUGUUGCGAAAGUGCUGCGCUCUCUACACGUAAACAAAAACCCCAUGAAACAAAUUUUUGACAAUUGAACAUACCGUCAUUGGUCAAGUGGAAGUCCAAAUUCCCGUGCUUCAUCCUAGUAGGCUCACUUAGCCUAUCUCUUAUGUUUAUGUUAUGAUUAAGAAUGAAUUUAUUAUCGACCAUGAUAUAUUUGCCACUGGACCCCAGAGAACAAUAAUCUAUUAAGUUCACUGCAUGUCCGUCGCCGACUCGCAGAUUAAAUUGAGAAGUGUUUCUGACAGUAUCAUGAUUAUAACCUACACACCGUCUCCAGUCACCAACAAAUGUGUGAUUAUUUUUAUUACAUAUAUAUUUGUUUUGUUACAUUUUGUAACAUUCUCAUUAAGAUGUUUGUACUUUUUUUUUCAAAGUUACAAAGCGUCAACAAAAGAUGUAUGAAUAUAUGAUAUACUUCAAUAAUAUGAAUGUUUGUUAACUUUUAAUUUUGUAUAUAGUCAAAAUAUUGUUUUGUAUGUCAUUUAUGUCUUGAUAACCAUCCAAUGUUUGGAUUUUACGCCAAUAUAUAAUUUGAUUUGAUUUGACUUUGAUUCCAGUCAGAUUAUAAUAUGAAAAUUUUGGAACACAAAAAGUAGUAAAUUAGAUACUCAUUUCAAACUAAAAACUUGUUUUCUAAAGAAAUUUAUCUACUUUAAACAAUUUUCGAUUAAGAAGUGCCAUAUGUAAAAUCAGAAUCAGUGCUCAUGAUCUCCAAAUAUAAGGGACCGGUAUAAAACUCUAUACACAGUAAGAGAUCAGGGGCUUUGGAAGAAAUGUACCCCUAAUUUGGUUGAAUAUGAACAUUUUUUACUAGUUGUUCAGCAUACAAUGACGAUAGGGAGAUAUAUUUCAAGGAAAUAAACAUUAUUUGUCAUAAUUUUUUCAGAUCUCUCAAAUGAGGCAAAAUUUGUUUGGUUAUGUACUAAUGAAAAUUUUUCUGUCCUAGGGAAUUAUGUUAUGAUUAAAUUUUUAGAUGUUAGACGAAACGUGAAUUAAUAUAUGAUAUAACGAUGAUUAUUGUAAUGAUAUUAUGAGUCUGGUCCUGCUUGGAAUAAACUGUACAUGAUUUAUACAAGUUGCAGAAAUAUAUGUUGCUCUUUAACUAAAAAAGUUUUUUGUUACAUAUAUCAUCCUUUUAUGUGUAUAAAUGUCAUACUGUCCAUCAAGGGCCCUUAAAUGUAACAAUAAAUAUUCUUAUUCUUA